GAAUGUUAAUUCUGAAUUAAUUCUUUUCGGAACGACACACAACACUUGAAUUUCCCAGCAAGGAUUCAACCAUAGAUUAAAAACGAUUUUGAGUAUUGAAAACAUCAUAGAUUUCGUGUUUUUGCAAUUGUAAAAUAUUGCUUCUGCUCAUGUAUAAAAUUUAAAUAUAAAAAGCAUUCGAAAACUAAGGGAAUAAUGGAAGGCGCAGAAACAAUAAAUGAAAUAGACAUACAGAAUACAACGGCAGCAGCAGACGACGAUGUGUCGCUAAAACCCCCCAUGGUCAAAAGGGAAAGAAAAGUCUCACCAAGCCUCAAUUCAAAUGAUUUUUUCCCCGAUCCCAUGUCUCCGUCUUCGUCAUCGUCGACCAGUAAAGAUGAAACUUUCGAGCCCACAAUAGAAAUGAUGGUGAACGAUUUCGACGACGAACAAACUCUAAAUGAAGAGGAAGCUUUAGGCGCUUUGGAGGAUGUAGAGGAAGAAAUCAAUACUUUGAAGGAGGAGAGUGAAAUUCCUUUGGAAGAGCUGUUAGCUAAGUAUCAGGCGUUGCCACCGAUGGAGUUUGAAGAACCGCUUCGGAAAAAAGCCAAGAAAUCAAGUAAGAAGAAACACAAGACAAAAUCAAAAGUCCAAGCCACUGCAACAGCAGAAGAAACUUGUGAUCCAGAUAAAGAAAGGAUUCGGAUUGAGGAAGAAGUUGCUACAAAAUCAAAUGCGGCUCUUGCCAACAACACUGAGGACUACACAUUCAACAGCGAGAGUAAUGACGAAAAAAAUUCCAUAGAGCAGGAAAAAAUACAGGAAGAGGAAGAAGAUGAAACGGUGGAUGAUGAUGAAUGUAAAAAGACCAAUGAAACUGAUAUACCCGAUAUGCCCACAGUGAGAAGAACCCAUUUAUUGGAUUUGUAUCCUGCGGGUACAUUUGGUGAAAUAAUCGACGCAGACAAAGACAUUCCCUUAGAGACACUUUACGGCGUUGAAGAUGAAGAGGAGGAGGAAGGCGUUGACGAAGAGGAAGAUGAGGAAUAUAAGAAGAAAGUAAUGAUAGGACCUUCGUAUCAGGCAUUUAUUCCUGGACUCUCCCAAUAUGGUGAUAUUUUGCCAUAUGAAAACGAGGACUUGCUAAUAUGGGAACCAAGUCAGGUUACGGAACGUGAAGUAGAGGCCUAUUUACUUAAAAUAAGAGACAUCAAUAGAAACCAAGGGACAGAUGAUGAAAAUCCUGAUUCCUUUGAGGCCCAAAAUGCCGCAACAAGUAAAGAAAACGGGGAAGCACUGGAGUCAAAUCAAGAUAAUAUAGAGAACAAUUCUCUAAUGGCAAACGGCGAAAAGAAAUCAAGUCCUCAAACCAGUUCUUCAGCGGAAGACGUACCAGCCGUAGUUAAAGACAAUGAACAGGCCUUGCAUUUACUGGUCCAAUGUGGUUACGACUUUAAGGAAGCCCUAAGGCGUAAACGUUUAAACGCUUUACCCAUGAACGACAGUAUGAGUCUUUGGUCCGAAGAGGAGUGUCAAAAAUUUGAAGAGGGUAUACAAAAGUACGGCAAAGAUUUUCUAAAGAUUCGUCAGAAUCAGGUGCGAACGAGAACCAUGCGUGAGUUGGUACAGUUCUACUACUUGUGGAAGAAAAGCGAACGUAGGGACCAUAAUUUUGCAAACACCGAUACUGUAGAUCAUAUGGAUAUAUAUUUAAAUGAAGAUAACGAGUAUGGUUCCAAUCCAGCAUCCACAACAACCCCCGUUGGUUCACCGGUAAAUAAUGUGAAUUCCGCAACAGGCACACGCCGAAAUUCACAGAAAAAUGUUUCAAUAAUGUCGUCCAACACCACGACUUGUACGACGACAUCGGCAGCUGGGACAAACAUCAAUGCCGCUUCUGCCACAAAUCUAGACAAGUCGUCGUCACACAAAAGGCGCUCGAGUAAUAACGUAAAUAUGGAGCCCAGCCCUGCGGAUAAAACCCCAACCGCAAUAGUCCUAUCAACUUCGCCUGCGGGUCUGACAAAAUGAUGACAAUCUAAGACAAAAUUUAGACGUCCCCAAAAACGCUUAACCACUACACGUUUACGCAAUCAACAGCAACAGAAUCAACGUCUUCAGCGAAGACUCAAACGGGUCGUAGUGGUGCAGAGAUGUUUUCGCAAUAAGAAGAAAUGUCGCAGUAAUAAGUCUAGUAUAGCAACAAUUUGAAUAUUCCCAGGCGAGAAAUCGCUCAAAUAUGAAAAGAAAUAUUUCAUGUGCGUUAUAACAAUCUUUAUUUUGUUAUUUGUACAGUUUGUAAUGGAUGUGUAAAAGUGAAAUUGAUUUUCAUUUUAUUUUUUCAAAUAAUCGUUUUGUAAUUAUUAUACAUACUUUUGUGUAUCGGUACACAUGAAAUAAUAAGUUUAUUUGAAGAGUGUUGUAAAAUAAUGACAAUGUCACAGAAGCUGUGUUUUGACUUUUUUAUGAAACAUACAUUUGUUUUCUUUUUGUGGCAAGCUUCGAUGAAUGAAUUUAUUUUUUUGCAGUAGUAGUACAGAGUUUUUUUGAAUAAAGCGAUAGAAAAAAUGUGUUUAAAAA
Molecule: messenger RNA, 2559 nt
Organism: Musca domestica (house fly)
Lineage: Eukaryota; Metazoa; Arthropoda; Insecta; Diptera; Muscidae
Product: mesoderm induction early response protein 1
Exons: 4
Coding region: 196-2010 (604 amino acids)
Biological process (GO): negative regulation of transcription by RNA polymerase II
Cellular component (GO): nucleoplasm
Molecular function (GO): transcription corepressor activity; histone deacetylase binding
Source: RefSeq, a predicted model, not a curated record